AUGGAGGCCAUCUGGCCGGCCCUGAGGGAGUCCCCCGGGCCACCCGGAGCUGCUCGACCCAAACAGACUGGGAAAACUGCCUACUGGGCCUUCUCAGCAAGAUUCCGCACGGUGCCUUCCCCGUCCAGGUCAGGUCCUCUGGACGUCAACUCGUGCAGCAGCGAGAGCUCCAGCAGAAAGCAGAAGAUCCAUAGCUCCGACCCCGCAAAGGUCACAGACCAACUUUUAAUUCAUGGAAUCGUGUCAUUUUUUAUUGCAAAUCUCAAUACGUUUUUGCGUCUGUUAACAAAAAGAAAAACGCAUCAGUGUAUCUCUCCUGAAUGUCGGACCCUCCCGGCUGUUCCGUCCUGUUUUCAGGUGGCCCGGGUCCCCGUGGAGGCGUGUGAGCAGUACGCCACCUGUGCCGAGUGCCUGAGCUCCGGCGACCCCCACUGCGGCUGGUGUGUCCUGCACAACACGUGCUCCAGGAGGGACCGGUGUCCGAGGGCAGAGGAGGCCUUCCGUUUCGCCACCGACAUCGACCGCUGCGUGAAGGUCAUCGCUCACCCGGACAGCAUCGCCGUGUCAGCGCACGGCGUCCCCCUCCUGCUGGAGGUGAACAACGUUCCGGACCUCUCCGCUGGAAUCACCUGCUCUUUUGGGCGGCAGGCCCGAGUGGACGGUCACGUCAACGGGAACAGGGUCAUGUGCCUGUCGCCGGCUGGGAAGGAGGUCCCCCGGAUACCGGAAGGACAAGACUGGGCCGGCGUAGAGCUUCGUCUGAGCUCAAAGGAGACGGGUCAGAUGGUCGCCAGCACAGAGGUGAAGUUUUUCAACUGCAGCACCCAUCAGACGUGUCUGUCCUGUGUAAACAGCACUUUUCGCUGCCACUGGUGUAAAUACCGUAACCUGUGCACCCACGACCCCAGCAGCUGUUCUUUCCAGGAGGGCAGAGUCAACGCCUCAGAGGACUGCCCUCAGCUCCUUCACUCCGGGGAAAUCCUCCUCCCGGCCGGCGAGGUCCGACCCAUCACGCUCAGGGCCCGGAACCUCCCGCAGCCGCAGUCGGGCCAGCGGGGCUACGAGUGCGUGGUGCACGUGCAGGGCGCCGUCCACCGCGUCACGGCGCUGCGCUUCAACAGCACCAGCGUGCAGUGCCAGAACAGCUCGUACUUGUACGAGGGUGGGAAGAUCAGUGACCUGGCAGUGGACCUCUCCAUCGUAUGGAACGGCAAUUUCAUCAUCGACAAUCCCGAGAAGAUUAAAGUGCACCUCUACAAGUGCAGCGCCCAGCGGGACAGCUGUGGCAUGUGUCUGCGGGCGGAGAGGAAGUUCCAGUGCGGCUGGUGCGGCGGCGAGGGCCGAUGCACCAUGAGGCAGCACUGUCCUCCCGUCUCCCCCUACGCCAGCCGCUGGCUGGACCUGUCCAGCAGGAACGCCAAGUGCACCAACCCGCGGAUCACCGAGGUGAGUCCGGUGGCGGGGCCUCAGGAGGGGGGCACGCUGGUCACCAUCCAGGGCCUCAACCUGGGUCUGUCCUUCUCUGAGCUGGAGGGCAACGUGGAGGUGGCGGGUGUGCAGUGCGUCCCUCAGGAGGAAGGAUACAUCACUGCAGAACAGAUCGUGUGCGAAAUGGCAGCGGCUCCUGAAGGAAGCGCCCCGGGUCCCGUCAAGCUGUGUGUUGGCGAGUGCCGACCAGAACUCCGGGCCCAGUCCUCGCAGCUCUUCUCCUUUGUGACCCCUUCGAUGCUGGCGCUGACCCCCGGCAGAGGCCCCGAAUCUGGGGGCACCAAGGUCACCAUCGUCGGGGAGAACCUGGGCGCCGGCAGCGCCGUCAACGUCUACUUUGGUAAUCAGACCUGCGAGCUGUACAGGAGGGCCGCGGCGGAGAUCGUGUGCUUCUCCGCGCCGUCCGUGACGGGGGCCGGGCCGGUGGGGGUCGGGCUGAGCGUCGACCGGGCCAAGGUUCCCGGGAGUCUGGCUUUCGAGUACAUAGAAGAUCCCACGGUGCAGCGCAUUGAGCCCCUGUGGAGCAUCACCAGCGGACACACCACGCUGACGGUGACCGGCACCAACCUGGACGCGGUGCAGGAGCCGCGCAUCAGGGUCAAAUACGCCGGCCACGAAUCCGUCAACGUGUGCAAGGUGCUCAACACGACCACCAUCAGCUGCCUCGCCCCCCCCCUGAAGGCCGAGCCCGCGGGCGACCAGGACGCCGUCAAACACGCCGACGAGUUCGGCUUCGUCUUCAACAACGUCCAAGCGCUGCUCACCUACAACACCACCAGCUUCGUGUACUACCCCGACCCGUACCUGGAACCCGUCAGCCUCUCCGGGGUCCUGGAGCAGAAACCCGGGGCUCCGAUCAUACUCAAAGGACGUAACCUCGUGCCCUCGGCCUCCGGCGGAGCCCGGCUCAACUACACGGUGCUGAUCGGGGAGACGCCCUGCGCCCUCACCGUGUCCGACACUCAGCUCCUCUGCGAGCCGCCCAACCUCACCGGGCAGCACAAAGUACUGGUGCAAGUAGGAGGACUCCACAUCUCUCCCGGAGAGGUCCACAUCCGGUCCGACAGCCUGCUCACCCUCCCGGCCAUCUUAAGCAUCGCGGCCGGCGGAGGGCUGCUCCUCGUCGUCGUCGUCCUGGUGCUGCUGGCCUACAGGCGGAAGUCGCACGAGAACGACCUCACUCUGAAGCGCCUGCAGAUGCAGAUGGACAAUCUGGAGUCCCGGGUAGCUCUGGAGUGCAAGGAGGCCUUUGCGGAGCUGCAGACGGACAUCAACGAGUUGACGAGCGACCUGGACCGAGCCGGCAUCCCGUACCUGGACUACCGCACUUACGCCAUGCGGGUGCUCUUCCCCGGCAUGGACGAUCACCCCGUGCUCAGAGAGCUGGAGGUGCCGGGGAGCGGGCAGGCGAAUGUGGAGAAAGCCUUGAAGCAGUUCGCUCAGCUGCUGAACAACAAGGUCUUCCUGCUGACGUUCAUCCGCACGCUGGAGCUGCAGCGCUCCUUCUCCAUGCGCGACCGCGGCUACGUGGCCUCGCUCAUCAUGACGGCUCUGCAGGGGCGGCUGGAGUACGCCACGGACAUCCUCAAACACCUGCUCUCCGACCUCAUAGCGCGCAACCUGGAGAGCAAGAACCACCCCAAGCUACUGCUCCGCAGAACGGAGUCGGUGGCGGAGAAGAUGCUGACAAAUUGGUUCGCCUUCUUGCUGCACAAAUUUCUCAAGGAGUGUGCUGGCGAGCCCCUCUUCAUGCUGUUCUGUGCCAUCAAACAGCAAAUGGAGAAGGGACCCAUAGACUCCAUUACCGGGGAGGCGCGCUACUCCCUCAGCGAGGACAAGCUCAUCCGACAGCAGAUCGAGUACAAGACGCUGACGCUGAGCUGCGUGAACCCGGACAACGAGAACAGCCCAGAGAUCCCCGUCAAGGUGCUCAACUGCGACACCAUCACCCAGGUGAAGGAGAAGAUCCUGGACGCCGUGUACAAGAACAUGCCCUGCUCACAGCGGCCACGCGCCGCAGACAUGGACCUCGAGUGGCGGCAGGGCAGGACGGCCCGCGUGGUCCUGCAGGACGAGGACAUCACCACCAAGAUAGAGGGCGACUGGAAGAGGCUCAACACGCUCGUGCACUACCAGGUGUCGGAGCGCAGCGUCGUGGCCUUGGUGCCCAAACAGAUGUCCUCCUUCAACAUCCCCUGCUCUGCCAGCUUCCCCCGCAGCAUCAGCAGAUACGGCGUGGACGUUUCCUUCCGCUCCACGCCCACCAGCCCGGACAGCCCCCACUCCCGCGUGCCCAUGCUGACCCCGGACAUGGAGAGCGGGGUCAAAGUCUGGCACUUGGUCAAGAACCACGACCACGGGGACCAGAAGGAGGGCGAGCGCGGCAGCAAGAUGGUGUCCGAGAUCUACCUGACCAGGCUGCUGGCCACCAAGGGAACGCUGCAGAAGUUUGUGGACGACCUGUUCGAGACGCUGUUCAGCACCGUGUGCCGCGGCACCGCCCUGCCGCUGGCCAUCAAGUACAUGUUUGACUUCCUGGACGAGCAGGCCGACCGCCACGGCAUCCACGACACCGACGUCCGUCACACCUGGAAGAGCAACUGCCUGCCCCUGCGCUUCUGGGUGAACGUGAUCAAGAAUCCGCAGUUUGUGUUCGACAUCCACAAGAGCAGCAUCACAGACGCCUGUCUGUCCGUGGUGGCUCAGACCUUCAUGGACUCCUGCUCGACGUCGGAGCACCGCCUGGGCAAAGACUCGCCCUCCACCAAGCUGCUGUAUGCCAAGGACAUCCCGCAUUACAAGAGCUGGGUGGAAAGGUACUACGCUGACAUCAACCGCCUGCCUGCCAUCAGCGAUCAGGACAUGAAUGCCUAUCUGGCUGAACAGGCCCGCCUUCACUCCAGUGAGUUCAACAUGCUCAGUGCCCUCCACGAGAUCUACGCCUACGUCAGCAAGUACAGCCCAGAGAUCAUCGAGGCACUGGAGCAGGAUGAACAGGCCCAGAAGCAGAAGUUGGCGUAUAAAAUGGAGCAGAUCAUCUCAGCCAUGUCGAUAGAGAGCUGAAGCGCACAGACACUGCAUACAUACAUCACACACACACACACACACACACGCACAUACAUCACACACACACACACACACACACACACACACACACACACACACACACACAUGCACAUACAUGCACACACACACAUGCACACACGCAGCAGAUGUGCUAUGAACCCACCGGCGAUGCGCGUGGCACUCAAACAUCCACGUGAACGCACACAUUAUGCACGCACGCACACACAGACACAGACACAGACACACACACACACACACACACAGCUGUACACAGACAGCAGACUCAACGGACCUACUGUAUAAACAAACUGACAAUUCGUACUCAAAGAGAUUUGCACACAUGCAUAAACACACGCAUACUAAUGUACAUACACAAACCACACAAACCACAGCCCACGGAUCGUCUCGCAGCGCCGCCCCAACACACAGAGAGAGAGAGAGAACCAGAGAGGAUUCUGGGCCGUGGUCGGUUCGUCUUUGCAGUCGGUGGCGAGCUCAGAGCGCGUCGGCCCCAACGCCUCCGAGUGAGAUAUAAAAAAAAAAAAGAAAAGACAGGAGCCAAUUCACGGGGACGAGACGAGACUUUUUAUAUGUCAGAGAGGAAGGAAGCGUACAUAUCAGAGCGGAGGAGCCUAAAAAGACUUUUAUCCUCCCCUACAAGGCUGUUCUUUGUUUAAUGGCGUUUCUCUGAACUCCAUCGCUCCACGCGAUUGAAUAAACGUUCAGAAUUAAAACUUGCAGAGAUUUAUUUCCAGAAACCAAACCCGGCUUUUUGUGCCAAAUUUAAUGUACCACGUUCAUUCAAUAGUAGACGCUCCUGCAGAGGCCAUUAAUAAUGUGUGCCAUUGUACGGAAAAGAUUCCCAUUUAAGAUAGGACAUUUUGUACAGUGAUGAUCUAUAGAGUGCCCAAUUCAGACAUUCAAAAAGAUAAGUGGAGACCAAAUGGAAGCAGAAAGCCUGAUUAAUGGCGCUAUAAGUGUGACCGUGGAUCAGAUUAGGCAGAUUUACCCCCCCCUCCCCAACCCCCCCCAGCCCCCUCUCAUCGGUCAUUGUUGUCAUCUGGCGCCAUACUUGAAAUGCACGAGAUGUUAAGAACACCUGCUGCUGCAGCGAGGUUUAAGACGGACGGAGGCUGUGACGCCUCGGUGACGGCGUGCAGGCCGGAGGUCGGUGCUCCUGAUGUUUGGUCCACAGAGCAGAUGAUGAUGAUGAUGAUGAUUAAUCGCCGCUCUGCCUCCGGACCGUUUCCAUCGUUCAGCGUACAAGUCACACGUUUUGCAUUCAAAAUGUACAUUUUUGCUGCUGUGUUUAAAGAGUGCCAUGUUCUACACUUUCAGAUGAUCAUCACGGGGGGGGGGGGAAUUCAGAUUCAGGGUUUUUAAGUGUCGAUCGUUGUUGUGUUUUUUCGAGUCUCAAAGACGACGCUCCAGUAUCAGUGGGGUUAAUGUUCUUCCCACGGGACCUUUAUUCAUGCUAAGCUAGAAUAGCAAGAUAUAAAUAAUAAAUACAUUUCCUGUUAAAUGUUGAAAUAUGACAGAGAACUCGUCUGUUUCCGUGUGUGGUUUGAUAAUUUAUAAAUGUGUUGUGCAAUAAACUGUCAGACAUUUAAGCUGUAAUGUUUUUUAAACUAUAUAUUAUUGUAUAAAUAUUGUACAUAAAAAACAUUCCUAUUUUGCAAGCAAAAGAUUCACUUUGUACUGUUGUUAUACAUUAAAUGCGCAGCUGAUGAAAAUUAAA
Messenger RNA from Pungitius pungitius (ninespine stickleback), 6292 nucleotides. RefSeq names its product plexin-A2-like. NCBI's taxonomy places the organism in Eukaryota, Metazoa, Chordata, Actinopteri, Perciformes, Gasterosteidae. Gene Ontology annotation, cellular component: semaphorin receptor complex; plasma membrane. The record is from RefSeq and is a predicted model, not a curated record. Gene Ontology annotation, biological process: negative regulation of cell adhesion; positive regulation of axonogenesis; regulation of cell shape. The coding region runs from base 1 to 4551 and encodes 1516 amino acids. The transcript is spliced from 31 exons. Gene Ontology annotation, molecular function: semaphorin receptor activity.